AGUUUUAAGAAAAAGUAGAAAUUACUUCUGACUGUACUGAAUAGAAAAAUUAAGUGACUACACUGCAAGUCAUGGCACUACCAUUCCGGAAGGACUUGGAAAAGUACAAGGACCUUGAUGAAGAUGAGCUCCUUGGGAAUCUGUCAGAAACAGAACUGAAACAACUGGAAACUGUUCUGGAUGAUCUUGACCCCGAGAACGCCCUUCUGCCUGCAGGGUUCCGGCAAAAGAACCAGACAUCAAAGACCGCCACGGGGCCCUUUGAUAGAGAGCACCUCCUUUCGUAUCUGGAGAAGGAAGCAUUGGAGCAUAAGGACAGGGAAGACUAUGUGCCCUACACUGGUGAAAAAAAAGGGAAAAUAUUUAUCCCCAAACAGAAACCUGUACAGACUUUUACAGAAGAAAAAGUAUCUCUUGAUCCAGAAUUAGAAGAAGCUUUGACAAGUGCUUCUGAUACAGAAUUGUGUGACCUCGCAGCUAUUCUUGGGAUGCACAAUUUGAUAACGAACACACAGUUCUGUAAUAUAAUGGGAAGUAGUAAUGGUGUCGACCAAGAACAUUUUUCAAAUGUGGUGAAAGGUGAAAAGAUUCUUCCAGUAUUUGAUGAGCCACCAAAUCCAACCAAUGUUGAAGAGAGUUUAAAGAGAAUUAAAGAAAAUGAUGCUCGUCUUGUUGAAGUUAAUUUGAAUAAUAUAAAGAAUAUCCCAAUUCCAACUCUAAAAGAUUUUGCGAAGGCUUUGGAAACCAACACACAUGUGAAAUAUUUCAGUCUUGCAGCCACCCGGAGCAAUGACCCUGUUGCUGUUGCUUUUGCAGAUAUGCUGAAAGUGAACAAAACUCUGAAGAGCUUAAAUAUGGAGUCCAACUUUGUCACAGGAGCUGGGAUUCUAGCACUGAUUGACGCUUUAAGAGACAAUGAAACCCUGGCAGAGCUCAAGAUUGACAAUCAGAGGCAGCAGUUGGGGACAGCUGUAGAAUUGGAAAUGGCCAAGAUGCUUGAGGAAAAUACAAAUAUCCUUAAAUUUGGGUAUCAGUUUACACAGCAGGGACCACGAACCAGGGCAGCUAAUGCUAUAACAAAAAACAACGAUUUAGUGCGUAAGAGACGAGUCGAAGGAGACCACCAGUAAGUCCACCAAGGUAUACUCUUUGGAAGACUUCAAAAGAUCACCAAGGGCUCAUUUUGGUGACAUCAGUUAUAAAAUUUUCCUGGGUAGAAGGGAAAAGACUGGAAAAAAUUUUUUAAUGACAUAUAUAUUUUUUUUUAGUGUAAGUUGUUAUCAGUUUCACAUUAAAAUCAAUAGUAGAUGAUAUUUUAUGUUUUGAAACAUUUCUACUUUCUGCUGAAAUCAAUUUUAAUUUAGUUUAAUUUGAAUAAUUUAUGAUGAGUCUUGGGCAAAAAGAAAAUACAAUUGUUUAAAAAGUUUCAGAAGUCAUUUAUGUAGAAUAAUUUGAACAUUUUGAGGACCAAUCUUUUUUAAAUCGAAAGGGACGUUACUGAUAUCAAAAUUGCUAUUGCUCCCUUUUAGGUAUAAAGCACUUAAAAGCUUUCUUUAUUCCCUGACCUGGAGACUUUAUCAUUUUUUAAAACACAUGAACUUGACAAGAGUGUGGGGUUUUUUUCCUUAUCAAGAGAACAAAAUGCCAGAAUUUUAAAACAGUUGACUCAAAAUCUGGUCAUCUACUGAGGAGCAAAAGCGGAUCUCCAGGGAGAGAAAAUUGUCUUCCGCAUAUUCCGGAUCCCUUCACUUGCCUGAUGUGUCUCAGAAACACCUAGAGUUUUUUUAAACAAAAUCAUCAGCUUUGCCAGGUUACAUAUUUUGUUUAAAAGUGUAGUUAUGUCUAAAUUCAUUCCAGUUUUUCAUUUUAAUAAUGUGGGCAUUAUUAAAUUUUGUGAAAGCUAAUAGUAAAAAGCAUCUGAGUAGAAAAGCUGUUUUUUCCCCUAUAAAAAGGCAUACAGCCAGUUCUUGGUUAUUUAGGGUAAAAGAAAAAA
This is a messenger RNA of Propithecus coquereli (Coquerel's sifaka), 1993 nucleotides long. It is a transcript of the gene TMOD3, whose product is annotated as tropomodulin 3 (ubiquitous). The record is from RefSeq and is a predicted model, not a curated record. The transcript has 9 exons. NCBI's taxonomy places the organism in Eukaryota, Metazoa, Chordata, Mammalia, Primates, Indriidae. Gene Ontology annotation, cellular component: striated muscle thin filament; myofibril. The coding region runs from base 72 to 1130 and encodes 352 amino acids. Gene Ontology annotation, molecular function: tropomyosin binding. Gene Ontology annotation, biological process: myofibril assembly; pointed-end actin filament capping; muscle contraction.